AUGCCCUUUUGCCUAGAUGAUCACGGACGGGAACAGCUGGAAAGGGGUAAGGAGACUUUGGCGACCGCGAGAGACAUGCGCGCUAUACAUACUCUGACAGUCCGAGAAAUGCUCACGGUAUUACGGUCUGAGACCGUUGAUUACGAAGAGGUCCGUAAACGUGGACCAGCACUGGAGAGAUCUCUUACACCUGACGCCUGGCUAGAAGACGGAAUGAAAUUUGUCAGGCGUACUAUCCGUGAAUUGACUUUGAUCGCAUCGACGGAGAUUCAACCGGACCAGCAGUAUUCCUCAAAGCCCAGCUCGAACUCCAAGCCCACCAAAUUUCGCGCCUCGACCAAAUUUACAGGUGAUAGUCCUGUAUUCACUCUGAUUUAUCCUUCGGACACAGUCGACAGCGGUGCAAUGUCCCCACAAGAUGUAGAACUCUGUGCGAGUAUAGCCCCUUGGAAGAACGCACAUCUUGAGAAACAAAUGGAAAGAUUCUUGAAAGAAAUACUUUUUCCGCUUUCGUUUCCGUACGGUUACGAACGGCGAUUGGCGGCAUCAGCCAAGACAGCGAACAUGGUACACGAUGAACCAAAAUUACAUACACCCCGGGGUCGAAAUAGGACCAAAGAGAUUAAGAAGGGGGAAAGAGAGGCGGUAAACUCACUCAAGAAGAUGCAUAUGUGA
This is a messenger RNA of Kwoniella mangroviensis CBS 8507, 675 nucleotides long. RefSeq lists its product as uncharacterized. The transcript has 4 exons. Bases 1 to 675 code for a protein of 224 amino acids. NCBI's taxonomy places the organism in Eukaryota, Fungi, Basidiomycota, Tremellomycetes, Tremellales, Cryptococcaceae. The record is from RefSeq and is a predicted model, not a curated record.